UCUACUUUUGAGGAAUUAAUGCAGCCUUUAAAAUGUCCUUCUGCUUCAGGGCUGUGUUUUGAUCUGCGCUUCUGCCUGGGAAUCAGUAGCGGAGAGAAGUACCUCCACCUCUGGGAUCUUUCCUCCUGCAUCAGCGACCCGUCUCUCACCUAUAACACACAUAAACCCAGACGUGACGGCACACGGGAGAUCGUACCAGUGGGGAAAUCUCCACGGUACGCCGUGUGCCUCUCCGUCAGACCUGGGACGGUGUUCGUGUGGAACCUGGCCAGACGUCGCUUCCUCCACCGGCCGGUCAGAGUGGAGCACGGCCUCUACAGCAGCACCGACGUAGCGCUCGCCCACGGCUUCAAACUUUACAUCCUCACAGACAGAAGCAACAACAGCGGCACGGUCGGUUAUCGGUUCCAGACUCUGCUGGUGUACGAUCUGAUCAAGCGGAGCUAUGUGGGAAGACGGACAGGGAUUGCAGUCGUGCCCUGUCUACAGCAUGAAUACCGUCUCCUGGAGGACGGACGGACUCUUCUGGGUCUGUCGGAGGACAGAGAUGGUCUGAUCCUGUGGAAUCUGGACUCCGGCUCCAUCAGACAUGAGAUCAAGCCGCCCCCCAGAGAGAGGAGGAGGAGCAGGAGGAGGAGCAGGAGGAGGAGCAGGAGGAGGAGCAGGAGCCCCGUCCAGGACCUGACAACAUGUGACGGCCUCUUCUUUACACUCCUGUUUCUAAACAUGUUCCCGUGGAGACUUUUAGACCGAUAUGAAACUCAAGAGGAUGAGGAGGAGAAGGAGGAGGAGGAGGCGAGUGUGGCCAGAGAGGAGUUUAACUCUAUAGACCAGUAUCUUCUGAGUGGAGACCAUCAGGUCGUAGUCUGCUCCUACUUCGCCCACCACCUCCACGUCUUCAGCCUGGCGUCCCGCGAACACGUCCACGUCCUGGAGGACGGGACGUCCCUGCUGGACCUCCGUCCUGCAGCUCUGACCCACAGCGGUGGACACCUGGUGCUGAGCAGCUACGACCAGGACCAGAGGACGUCCUGGGUCACACUGUGGGACCUGAGAGGAGGGACGGUUGUGCGGAGGCUGAGGGACGAGGCUGGACUUUGUUGCGUGGACGUGACGGAGGACGCAGACAGAGUCGUCUUCGGGGUCGUCGGGGGGAACAGCCUGAAGCUGUGGGAGCCUUUCAACACAACCUGCAUCUGCAUCGUCGGCUACGGGACGCUGAGUCUGGACGUGUCCUCUCAAGUCCACGUGACGGAGGGCGGAGCCAGAGCCUUCCUGCUGUCAGGUUGUUCUAAUGGCCGGGGUCAGAUCAGCCUCUGGGACCUGGACGCCUGCAGCGUCCUCUCCGUGGUCUCCCUGGACGCGCACGUCCGCUGCUCUGAGCUGCUCGGUGGACGCGAGGGACCCGUCCUGCUCGGCCUCAGCCACGGCCCGGCCCUCAUCACCGUUGGGUCCACGACGUCCGGGACGGACAACGUCUCCGAGGACCUGUUUGGAGAGUCCAGCAGCAGCGAGGACGAAGACGGAGACGCCCAGGUCUAGUGAUAGCGUCUCUAAUAGGGUUUUAUGUCUUUAGCUUGUUCAGUAUCUAAACUACACCUAUCAGCCAUAACAUUAUGACCAUCUUGUGUCAAUUCAUUGUCAGCAGUGGAAAUGUUUGAACCUGGUACUGAUCUAGUGCUGAUUCAUGUGGAUGUGCAGUCACAUGCUGAAACAUUUUUCAUUUUAAAUACAGCGACAUACUGGUGUACUUGAUUACACACCACGUUUGGGACACUACGCAGCGAGACACUGUUUCAGGCCGGACCAUUUUCACUAUGGCGCUUCUAAACCCUUUAGAGCCUGAACGCAUCGCUGGUGAUACGUUAAAGCAUGUGGCAUUUGAAUUACCGUAACUACAAGAGAAGACUUGCACCAAAAUUUGUUCGUUUUUGUUUUUGUUUUUUUAGGGACAGUGCCCCUUUUGGGUGACCUGUCCCCCGGCUGAAGUUGUCCCCAGAAUUAUCCCCAACUUUAGCUUUUUAUGAACGAGGGGGAAAAAAUGAUGCACACAUACUAUAAUUAUUACGGUAUCUGGUCGUGCUGCUAUUGACAUUACAGACAUAGUAGUUUAAAUAUGUUUAAAUAUGAAUAUGUCGAAAUAAAUUAAACCGUAAAUCUUAACUUAAACCGUUAAAUCUUGAAGCUGUAAACGUCCCCAGAUUUCCACAUCAGCAGACAGAGCUAACGCCUGUUUACAACUAGUGUUGGAUUAUUCUACUAAUAUCAACUCAUCAUCACAGUAAAAUAGCAAUAACAUGUGUCAUCACAUUGACGUACGACUUAAACGUGGUGCAACAUCACCAUAAAGUGACUGUUUGUUUGUACACGCCCUCGUCCUCCGCCCAACGUGAGCCCUUAGACGCUGCCGUUGUUGUUGUGUAGCAACUUCCAUAGCAGUGACACUCCCUGAUAGCAGCAGUAUCUUUGGGAUGAUCCACCUUAGAGACCCCUCCCCUCAACACAUAGGACCCAUUCAGGAGCCUCUCAGAAGGUCCACGUCCAUGUAGGGAGAAGAAGGGGGUCAUAAUGUUAUGGCUGAUCAGUGUGGGCCACAUAAUCUACAUAAUUUGCUAACAUUUUGGUCCAAAUAGAAACUGAGGGACUAGACGUUACCUGACUUGGCACGUUUCCAUGCUAAUGCUAACGCUAUCAACG
Molecule: messenger RNA, 2697 nt
Organism: Mugil cephalus (flathead mullet)
Lineage: Eukaryota; Metazoa; Chordata; Actinopteri; Mugiliformes; Mugilidae
Exons: 9
Coding region: 19-1542 (507 amino acids)
Molecular function (GO): protein binding
Source: RefSeq, a predicted model, not a curated record